CCCCAGUUACUGAUUCUGCUGAGUGGUGGAAGAUCAUUUGAUAAUGUUGACACACCGGCCUCGGCCCUGAAGGAGCUGGGAGUGCUUAUCUUUGGGAUAGGGUCAAGGAGCUCAGACAGCAGGGAGCUCCAGAGGAUCUCCCAUGAGCCUAGUUAUGCACUCUCAGUAAGUGACUUUGCUGACCUUCCCAGUGUCCAACAGCAGCUUUUCAGCAACAUUGACACAGUAUUUGUAGAGGGCACGUCUACCACUACCACGACGAUAGGUAAGAAAAAAACAAACAAACAUGCUUCCUCUCAGCUUUUAUGUUUGUAGUGAGGUGUGCUUUGCCUGUAGUUCUAAUGAGUUGCAGAAGGAAAAGUAUUUCUUCCUGAGUUGUAAAACUUUGCGCGAGGUGAGAUGAUAUCGAAAAACACAGAAAGCACGAUUAAUGGAAAAGCAUCUACUACUGUGUAAUGCAAUAUGCUUUUUAUUUUUCCUUACAAUGUCCCCCAUCUGACCCAUGACUGUUAUUUCUUAGCUGAGGGCGGUAGGCAGAGGAGAGAUGUUGUCUUCCUGCUGGAUGGAUCGGAUGGCACUAGGAAUGGGUUCCCAGCAAUGAAAGAGUUUGUGCAAAGAAUGGUGGAGAGAUUGGACAUAACUGAGAACAGAGAUCGCGUUUCUGUGGUCCAGUACAGCAGAGACGCAGAGGUGCAUUUCUAUCUUAACACGUACACGACAAAGGAAGACAUUCUCGACGGUGUCAGAAGUCUGAGGCACAAAGGAGGCAGACCCCUCUACACGGGGGCAGGUCUCCAGUACGUCAGAGACAAUGUCUUUACCGCCUCCUCCGGCAGCAGGCGGCUGGAGGGUGUGCCGCAGAUACUGGUUUUGCUUAGCGGGGGAAGGUCAUCUGACAGUGUUGAUGCAGCAGCCUCCUCUCUGAAAGAGCUUGGAGUUUUGACCUUUGGAAUAGGAUCGAGGGGCUCUGAUAGCAGAGAAUUGCAGAAAAUUUCUUACGACCCCAAUUAUGCUCUGACAGUGUCAGACUUCAGUGAGCUUCCAAAAGUCCAAGAGCAGCUGCUGGCCUCUGUCCAGGCUGUUCCAAUUCCCAUCACUCCAACUUCACCACCUGUAACCGGUACGUGCAUGGCAGAACUGAAUAGUACGCUGUGUCUCGUCUUUCUACUUAAUGUCCCUCCUUUUUUCUUUUCUUUCCUUUUUUUUGCCUUUGUUUUGUGAGCAGUGGGAAUGUUAGCCAGAGCUUAGACUGUUAAUGAGGUGGUGAUCUGAUAUGACAUUCUGAAGGUUAAUGAACGUUAUUGACAUUACUUGGCGUUAAUGAUGCUGUUCUUCCCCCCUCCUAGCUGUUUACACCACACCCAGAAAGGACGUGGUGUUUCUUCUGGACGGUUCAGAUGGCACUAGGAAUUCUUUCCC
Onychostoma macrolepis is the source of this 1419-nucleotide messenger RNA. RefSeq names its product collagen alpha-3(VI) chain-like. Lineage: Eukaryota; Metazoa; Chordata; Actinopteri; Cypriniformes; Cyprinidae. The coding region runs from base 463 to 1221 and encodes 252 amino acids. The record is from RefSeq and is a predicted model, not a curated record. The transcript has a single exon.